AUGGUGUUAGAGGCUGAUUCUCUACAAGUGACAAUUGAUAACCUUAUUCAACAGAAUCAGAUGAAUGGAGUGAGGAACAAAAACAACAAACAUUGUGAAUCUACCAGACAGUGGUGGAAAACAGCAAAUUCCAUCAGUGGCAAAGAAUCGAAAACUGUUUCCCUCAGGUCUUUGUUUGCUCUUGAGAAAGUGAAUAAAUACUUUCAGGAGAUAAAUUCUGAUGCUAACUACAAGGCUCCUUGUUACGUCAAUGUCCCUCAAGGUACCAGGCUCCCAAUUAGCGAUGAGUUCACUACCUUUAAUCCAUUCACUGUCUGAGAGGAACAUCAAAACCAACGUCAAAGUGAAACUGAGGAAUGGCGACCCACCCGAGAUAGAAGAACAUCUCCUUGAGGAGUGGAAGAAUUACUUCAGUUCACUUUUGAACAAUGACAGUGGCUUCACUCCAUCAGAGCUACCUCUUCCGGCAAGUAAUGAUCUUCCCAUCUGCACUGACCCUCCCACCCGCGAGGAAACGGCUGAAGCAAUUGCUGCUAUGAAAACCAACAAAGCAGCUGGCCUUGAUUGUGCAAUUACUGCAAAGGCUCUCCAAGGAGGUGGGGACCAGAUGAUUGAUAUCAUCCAUGCCUUCUGCUCGGAGGAGUACACCAACAUGUCACCUCCUAAACAGUGGGUAUCAAAUGUCAUCAUCCCACUACCGAAAAAGGGUGAUCUGUCUCAAAUGACAAACUACAGAGGAAUAAAUCUAAUGUCGAUUGCUGCCAAGGUUUAUAACAAAAUUCUCCUUAACCGAAUUCGACCUCACCUGGACCCUCUGCUACGAAAGAACCAGGCAGGUUUUCGUUCAGGUCGCAGCUGCGCCCAGCAAAUCCAUAUUUUGCGAAGAAUUAUGGAAGGAUUUAGAGAACACCAACUCCCAUUGAUUGCCACCUUUGUGGAUUUCAAGAAGGCCUUUGACACCAUCAAUAGGUCUGUGAUGUUCUCUGUUCUACGCCAUUAUGGCUUCCCAGAAACCUUGGUCAACGCAAUCCAGGUGCUCUAUACCAACUCUAGCAGUUCAGUGAUGGUUGAUGGAAGUAUCUCCAAACCAUUUAGUGUUACCACAGGAGUGCUUCAGGGUGAUGUAUUAGCUCCAUUUCUUUGUAUUAUCUUGGUAGACUACCUGCUGCUAAGGUCUACAGAUGGUGACUCUGAAGUGCUGAAUUGCCCUCGUAAAUCAAGUAGGUACCCUGCAAAAGUUUUAAAUGACUUGGACUUUGCAGAUGACAUCGCCUUGCUUGAGUCCUCCAUCUCCCGUGCUCAGUCCCAGCUAACCAGAACUGCCAAUGCUGCUGCUGACCUUGGACUUGUCAUCAGUGCUCAGACUUGACUUGACUUGUCAUCAGUGCAGUAGUGGGGAUCUCAAAAGAAGGAAAGGGCUUGCAUGGACAGCUUUUUGGAAGCUGGAAAGUCUGUGGAGAUGCCCUAACAUCUCUAUCUCCACCAAGAUCAAGCUAUUUAAUACUACCUGUGUCACUGUCCUUCUAUAUGGCUGUGAGUCGUGGGUCCUGUCGAAAGCAAUGGAAAGCGAGAUCUAUGCCUUUGGUACCUCAUGUUAUAGAAUUAUGCUCAACAUCAAGAGAAUUGAUAGGGUGUCCAAUGCUAAAAUCUAUGAUCUAACUCAGACUGCCCCGCUAGUAGAAAAUGUCAGAACCCGCCAACUGAGGUUUCUGGGUCAUGUACUCAGGAUGCCUGAUGAUGAGCCAUGCAAGGAGCACGCACUGUAUAUUCCACCACAUGGGAAGAGAAAACCAGGAAGGCAACGAACCCUGUUUCUCAGAUACAUUCAACACCUUUUGGGAGACACAGACAACAUGAUUGGCCUGGGUAAGCUGUCUGAAUUGGCACAGGAUCUUUGUGGCUGGAGGAAGCUUGUAGUCGCCUGCUCUGCAGCCUACCGAUGAUGAUGAUGAUGAUCAUUACCUUUAAGUUCCUUUCACAGCAAAAAAAGGAACUGCCGCUGGACCUGAUGGCCUGUCACAUUGGU
Porites evermanni is the source of this 2026-nucleotide messenger RNA. Lineage: Eukaryota; Metazoa; Cnidaria; Anthozoa; Scleractinia; Poritidae. The record is from the annotation of a GenBank genome assembly.